AAUAAUUCCCGCUUUCCACAACAAAAUGGCGGUUUUUGAUGUUCAUGCCGAAAUAACAUGAACUUUCAAGCUUAUUUCAGCCAGCCUUGAGACCAACAAUUCUGUAAAAAAGAUUUUUAAGGUGUCAAAAGGAAAAUCACUGCAAUCAUGACYACUGUAACRUCAUUACCUGCCCUAAAAGUUGGUGGUCARGUAACCCAGCAGGUCAUCAAACAMGUGCCAUCACCACCAUCGAAAAUGGGRUCAUUGGGAAGUCCAGUCAUGCGCACCAGGGCUGUUUAUAAAAGUGAAGGAAGUUCUAGAGCAGGGCAAAGCUCCAGUGAAAAAUCWACAAACUAUGAAAAAAUAGAAACAGCAAGAUAUCGUAACACAUAUGAACACAACCUCUGCCUGGAUAUGUUAAAAGAUGGCUAUCACCAGUCUUUCUGUGAGCUUUUUAAUUUAAUGAGUAAACAAAAAGAAGAUAGAGAAAAACUUGGCCGUAAUUCAGGGAUGUUUGAUCAUCCCCUUUUAGAGGAUGAACCUGAUAAAUUAGAUCAAUUGAAGCAUCAUUUAACAACAUCUGAAGCUGCCAGAAGAAGAGGUAAAAUGGACAUUGUUUACCAUAGCCUUUUAUCUCUGGCAAGAUACUUUGAGGAGUCAGGUGAUGCAUGGCUUGCAAACCAUUUUUAUGACUCUUGUUUGAAAACAAGCCUAAAGAUCCGAGGAGAUGGGAGAAAGAAGGAGUCUGAAGCAAAUUGUAACAUGGGUCUUGCUUGGGAGAAGGAAGGAGAACUGUUUAAAGCCGUUGAGUAUUUUGAAUCAUUUUACAACCUUACCAAAGGAAGACUUUGGCAGAAUGACCAAGGUGAAAUUCUGCACUCAAAYGCCUGCGAAAACUUGCGACGAGUCCAUACAGCAAUAGCAGAUGGGCUUAAAGAGGAAGACAUGAUGGGAWCAAUUAACUUUUUGCUGAAAGCAUAUGAAAUGGCAAAAGAAAGUGGAGAAGGUCAACAAGAGGGACUUGCUGGUUACAGACUUGGUAUGGCGUAUGAAGAAGUGGAAGAYCCAGAAACAGCAAUUUUGUAUCAUAAUGGAUAUUUAGACAAGUGUCAACUAUUAAAAGAUGAUGUUGGAAUGGGAAGAGCUUGUCAGGCACUGGCAAGAGCUUAUGAGAUGCAAGGAGAUAUAGAAAGUGCUAUGAAGUACUUGGAAAUGUUUGUAGAUUUAGCAGACAGAGCUCAGCAGUUACCAGAACAACAGAGUGCUUGCAGCUCCUUGGGUGAAAUGUAUAAUUCACUGGGUAAAUAUUAUGAUGGAGUAAGAAUGUUUAAGAGAGCAUACGAAAUUGCACAAGAUCUCGGCAACCCAGUGGUAACUGAAGAUGCUCGCAUUCAACUUGGAAUUGCAAGUGCACACAAUGUCUUGAGUGGAUUUUGUACCACUAUGAAUGACAUUAACAAAAGAAAUCUUCAGAAAAUAUUGGACUUCAAAAGUGCAAGACUUGAURCAUUUAUUGGAGAUGUUAAGGAUCAGGCUGAUGAAACUCCAAGUUCAAGAAAUGAAGUUCUUCCUGAUCCCGACAGCCAAACAAGCACUGCAGGUGAAUCAGGGGUUGUGGAAAAUGGUGAAGUCGCAGAAGGAGUUGAAGCUGGAGAAUCUGAACUGCCACCUAUCUCAGAUGAAGGGGAAGCUCAGAAAGUGGAAGACAAUGAGAACAAAGAGACAGCAGAUUCUGGCGUUAAUAGUGAACAGGAGGAAGAGAAGAAAGAAACCUCUUAAAGUGUUUGCCUGUCAAAGGACAUUUUUGAUAGCUACAGACAUGUGUAAAUAACAUUUCAAUCCAUAAAGUACAAUGUAUCUAUCACUGUAGAGUGUCCCAUUGUACUUGGUACUCUGUGUGUGAAAGACAGURCAUCAGUCGUCAGUUGUCCUGGCAUUGUAGUUUUAAUAAUGAAGGGGUUUUUUUUGUGAAAUAAAGUUAAUAAUGUGAUAUUUUUAAAGC
Messenger RNA from Exaiptasia diaphana, 1984 nucleotides. Its product is annotated as tetratricopeptide repeat protein 29. Lineage: Eukaryota; Metazoa; Cnidaria; Anthozoa; Actiniaria; Aiptasiidae. The transcript is spliced from 10 exons. The record is from RefSeq and is a predicted model, not a curated record. The coding region runs from base 148 to 1761 and encodes 537 amino acids. Gene Ontology annotation, molecular function: protein binding.